This is a messenger RNA of Punctularia strigosozonata HHB-11173 SS5, 3177 nucleotides long. RefSeq lists its product as uncharacterized. NCBI's taxonomy places the organism in Eukaryota, Fungi, Basidiomycota, Agaricomycetes, Corticiales, Punctulariaceae. The record is from RefSeq and is a predicted model, not a curated record. Gene Ontology annotation, biological process: vesicle-mediated transport. Gene Ontology annotation, cellular component: endocytic vesicle; cytosol. The coding region runs from base 1 to 3177 and encodes 1058 amino acids. Gene Ontology annotation, molecular function: guanyl-nucleotide exchange factor activity; small GTPase binding. The transcript has 9 exons.
AUGGCGCUGAAACGCGACGGCCUGCUACCCGGGGCACUCGGGAGACCGCAAGGCCUGCAGCCAGGGUCGCGGACGGCAUCGACGGAGUCCUUAACGGCACAUCCAUUGCUGUCGCCCAGCCAUCCGGUCUCCGUCACAUCGUCCAGUGAAGCAGGCAGUACCCAUUCACCACCCCGUUACGUACCGUAUACACCCCGCCAGCGCACCGCACCUACUGCCACUGCCACGUCUGGAACGACGACAAUGCAGUCCUCCGCAUCUGUGUCUGUAUCCGUUCCUGCGCAACAGCAUACUGGAGACGCUCGGACCAAGCUGCAGCACAUGAACAUGAAAGCUGCAGCUCAAAGCAUCGGGUUGGAUACCGGUAGCGUGGGGUGGGCGAUACUGGAGAAACUAUCCACGGAAGCGGAACAUGGUGCAGAGUGGAACCACAUUUGGGAAGCCGUCACGGCUGGCAAAGCAACCUUGCUGCUGCCUAAAGAGCAGCUAUCCGGCCAGAGUGCUAUCACAGCCGAGUUUAUCAAGGAUCACAUAGCCUUUUACGAGGGACCGUCGCGAGAUAAUGCGGCUAUCGUUACGCUUUCCGGUUUGCGAGGUGUCAUACAGCAGGAGGUGUUCACACUGCGAUCUGCCCUCCUUCCAUCUUCGAAGCCGUUCCAGGCCUUGUCGUCCCCAUCUACUCGCGCAUUCGCCUUCGCUGCCCUCCCUCCUCUUCCCGCUUUCCCUCCCAACACUUAUCCCACUUUCGCCGUUCCAUCCCACACUCCCUCGCUACCUCUCCCACCUCGACCCGGAAAGCCACCUUUGCCUCCACGACCAGGCGCAAGGAGCACGCCGUUACAGGCAUCGCGCCUAGGCAACCCUUUUUCGCAUCUGUUUGGCUCGAAGCCGUCCACGCCGUCUUCUCCAGCGCCUUCCACAGUUUCGCUACCGCCAACAGAGGGCGAAUAUGACCACACGGGUGUGGAAGUUUCAGCGUUUGCUCUGGACCGCCGCAUCGUCCGCAAGGACGUGGGGAGGGCGAUAGUUAAGGCAAUCAAGGCGGAGAUGAAGGCUGCGCUCGCCGCGGCGAACGUGCCGGCGUGGGUCAUCGAGCGCACGCAGAAUUUCUCGUACGGCUUGUAUCCACUCGUUCGUGCACCCAAGAACGGGAAUGCAGCACAGGACUCCGCGGGUUACAUCGUCAACCCUGAGCAAGAUACCGCCGAGGAGCUUGCGCGCAUGACCCAGGACUUUUACGCGCUUCUCGAAGAGGAUCUAAGGGCGGGCGGGAGUCCCACUAUCGGCAGGCGGCGUGAAGACGCUGUUAUCGAGGAUGAGAAGGACAAGAUGAAGCGCGCGGGAGAGAAAACGCCAAGCGGCGCACGGAUACGGGAGAUCAUGGAGGUAGUCGAGGGGACGAUCGCUACAACGUUCUUUGAUAGGUUAUUCUCGCCGUUGACGAGCGACGACGCUUCCCACGACGAAGCAUUGUCGAGCCGCGUCGCCGCGCUGAACCUCGUCGAUCUCGGUCUCGAACAUCUCGGCGUGGAUGUGGGCAAAUCCGCGACGGAGGUCUCGCUCGUCGUGAAAGCAUGCGGCGAGAUGCUCACGCAACUCGCUGCCUGUCGUACUCCCGCGGACAAAGCGGCGAUACUGGUCGCGUCGCACAAAAUGGUCGUUGACGGGCUCUCCAGGCUUCCACCCGUACGGCUCAAGUCGGACGCCGAGAUCAAGGACCAGGCAACGCCCACGUCCUCCCGUUCUCGUCAAAACUCUCUCAAGGCGGAGGGCAAGCCGGACUCUGAACUGCAAGCCGCUGAGACAAAGCUUGACGAGACGUCUGCACAGGACGAUAAUGUUCCUGAACCUUCGGAGCCUCUCCUCGUUUCCUUGCCGCAGUCGAUUCCGGCAGUAUUGCUGAGUCCCGUCGAUGUUCCAUCAACGACAUCCGACAACAGGUCAUUCACAAGCACGUCCGAUACGUCUUCGCUACGGCCUCGCGCGGCGUCUCCCCUACUCACCAUCUCUCCACCGCCGGAACGAGAGCCAACCACGGUGUCCGGAGAUGUACUGCUACCGAUGAUCAUUUUUGCGACCGUCAAGGCAAACCCACCGCAUCUCGUGUCCCAUCUGCUGUUCAUACAACGAUUCCGGAAUCAAUCUGUGGGCGGGGAAGAGAGCUAUUGUCUAUGCAAUCUGCUCGCCGUGGCUGAAUUCCUUGAGAAUGUAGACCUAGCAGCACUUGGUUUGGGAGACAGCAGCCAGAAAGUCAUGAGUGCUGCCGACCUUACACCUAUACCGGUCGCCCCGACGGUUGCCCAGGUUGUACCUACAGGCCUCCGUGGCCGUGUUGAUCAACAAUUAGACGCAAUCGCAGGCACAGCAACCAAAGCAUUAUCGGGCGUGGUGGACUCUUCUUUCGGUGUCCUGCGUUCACUCCUUCCUGGAACCAGUGAAGGCGCCGCAACUCCUAUACCGUCGGACGAGCAGCAAGCUGCACCAUGGAACGGGGUGCGCCCCGGAUUUGGGUUGCUUAGGCGCGAGAGCGGGUUCUCGAUCGCGAGUUUAGCGGCGUCAUUGCCGGUGAAUAUGGGCCGUGAACGCUCACGUUCUGUUCACAAGGGGCCCGUCGAAGAGGGUGGUCAGCAAAUGACAGAGGUGUCCUCGCGACCUGGUUCACGAGCGUCGCGACAUAGCAUAUAUGUGCCCAAUUCUGACGAGGAAGAUAGCGACGAGGAGGGUGAAGACGACGAGAAGGACGAAGGUGAAGAUAGCGACCAGGACGAGGAUGCAGACGAAGUUGCGAAUCCUGACUCGAGGAGUAUCCGUAGUUUCGAGAGCAUGCUGAGUAGCAGUCGGCCCAAGGGCCAAAGCAGAAAAAGCCUAUCUGACCGACUGGCGAGUAUGCCAGGUCUGGGCCGAAUUACGCAACAUGCACUAGACUCCUCCAAAGCGUCUCCCCCGUCCUCUCGACGCUCGUCAUUGCUACCUCCGCCGCCUGUACCAAACAGAUUCGAUGCUCCAACGACUUCUCGGCCGCACUCGCCUUCCGCUGGCCGAUUACCUCCGCCUAAUGCGAAGUUCAUGCAAUGCUCGGCAGAAGAUCUUAGGCUGUCAGAAGUUUCCGAACUGCUGCAAGAAUACAAGCGGUUGGUAGAAAGUGUGCGCGCUAUUGGGGGAUUUGAAGACUCAUGA